CGUCCAGCAGCUGAUCGGUAAUCCAGAAGAAGUUUCCCCUCAGUUAGGGGGGAGCUCCACUUUGAAGCAGGAGACUCCACAACCACCCUGCAUUAAAAAGGAAGAGGAGGAACUCUGCAUCACUCAGGAGGGAGAGUGUCUUCUAGGACGAGAGGAAGCUGAUUACACCAAGUUUCCACUGAGUAUUCUCUCUGUGAAGACUGAAGAUGAUGAAGAGAAACCACAAGACGAAGACGAGGUUGAAGAACCUUUGAGCAGCGAUAAAGACUGUGAAGACGUCCAGCAGCUGAUCUGUAAUCCAGAAGAAGUUUCCCCUCAGUUAGGGGGGAGCUCCACUUUGAAGCAGGAGACUCCACAACCACCCUGCAUUAAAAAGGAAGAUGAGGAACUCUGCAUCACUCAGGAGGGAGAGUGUCUUCUAGGACGAGAGGAAGCUGAUUACACCAAGUUUCCACUGAGUAUUCUCUCUGUGAAGACUGAAGAUGAUGAAGAGAAACCACAAGUAGACAACCUCUUAGCUCCACUAUCAGAUAGUGAGGCUGAAGACGAGGUUGAAGAACCUUUGAGCAGCGAUAAAGACUGUGAAGGUGAUAUGAGGACUCACACUGACACCAAAAACUCUAAAUGCUCUACAAAGAAGAGAGAUGUCCAGCAGCUGAUCGGUAAUCCAAAAGAAGUUUCCCCUCAGUCAGGGGGGAGCUCCACUUUGAAGCAGGAGACUCCACAACCACCCUGCAUUAAAAAGGAAGAGGAGGAACUCUGCAUCACUCAGGAGGGAGAGUGUCUUCUAAGACGAGAGGAGGCUGAUUACACCAAGUUUCCACUGAGUAUUCUCUCUGUGAAGACUGAAGAUGAUGAAGAGAAACCACAAAUAGACAACCUCUUAGCUCCACUAUCAGAUAGUGAGGCUGAAGACGAGGUUGAAGAACCUUUGAGCAGCGAUAAAGACUGUGAAGUUGAUAUGAGGACUCACACUGACAACAAACACUCUGAAUGUUCUACAAAGAAGAGAGGUAAAACAUGUUUCAGCUGCUCAGUUUGUGCUGAAAACUUUACUAAAAAUAGACGUUUGACUCUAAACAUGAGAACACACACUGGUGAAAAAACAUUUAAUUGUUCAAUUUGUGGCAAAAGCUUUUCUCAAAAUAGCCAUUUGACUGAACACAUGACAACACACACAGGUGAAAAAACAUUUAGUUGUUCAGUUUGUGGCAAAAGCUGUUCUGUUAAGAGCACUUUGAUUGAACACAUGAGAACACACACAGGUGAAAAACCAUUUAGUUGUUCAGUUUGUGGCAACAGCUUUUCUCAAAAUGGCUCUUUGACUCAACACAAGAGAACACACACAGGAGAAAAACCAUUUAAGUGUUCAGUUUGUGGCAAAAGCUUUUCUGUUAAGAGCAAUUUGACUAAACACAUGAGAACACACACAGGUGAAAAACCAUUUAGUUGUUCAGUGUGCUGUAAAAGAUUCACACAUAAAGCAGACGCAGUAAAACACACAAGAACACACAAGGGAAAAUAACCAAUUAGCUGUUUAGUUUGUGGUAUGUUGCUCAUAUGUGGUGACAUCCACCCUACCCAGGACCUCCUCACUGCUUCUUUCACAAAUAUUUAAGGUAUUCAUACAAACUUGGAUUAUUUGAAGCAUAAUCUUAUCAACUCAUGACCCCAUGUCUACACUGUAUCUGAAACCUUCCUGAACAGUAAGAUAGAUGAUGCUUCAAGUGCUUGGUUACUCCUUCUUCAGUCCAGGGACCUGGGGCCUCAUGUGUCAAGUUUGUGCACGCUCAAAAACCUGCACUACACCCUUUUUCACUGCAAAGUUGAGAUGUAUCAAAACUGACGUUGAUGCAUAAGUGAUGCUGGGUAACUGUUUGCAUAACAAACUGCCAACUUUUACUCCUGAGACUGAUGGAUGUGCAAAUCAGAGACAUAUGAACAAUUAACCCCCAACACCCACAACCCAACCCCCACCUCCCUCGACAUUCGGGCAUAACAGGUUCAAUCCGGUCCGUGAGAUGAGUUUGCGAAGUGUAAAAUUCAGCUGCAUUUUUAAUGAAAUAAACUGCUGUUCUAAUUGUGUCCACUGGAUGUCGCGAUAGCAAUUCUGUUAGGCAAGCAAAUAGUUUAUACCGGGGCGAGCAAGUAUCCCAAGCAAGAGGUACACGGUAAAGCGGGGCUGUGACUCCUCCCCCUCCACCCAACGUAAAACAGGAGUAAAAUAAGCAAUCGGUAACCCCACUUAAAAUGCAGCAUGAGACACUGCACACUGAUAUAGUUCUGUGAAAAUGAUUGUCUUCUGUGCAAAUGUAAAGAAAGUGAAAAGUGUGUGAUUUACUGCAAUACUGUCAGUCUUUGAACUUUUUAUUUGUGCCUUGUUGAAAUUGUUCACAAAUUGCACAGCUUUUAUUUUUCUAUCAGUAUCAGAUGGCAGCGCCCUGACGGGCUGCGGCUUGCAGACGCUCAUGGUAGUAUAGAACAAUUUGUCAAAAAUACCGGCCAAUUAUUUAAAUUUCAUGGCUGGUUUACAGUUCUAGAUGUGGAUAGAUCAGGCCGUUUUGGACUGAAAGAUGCGUGUACGUUGGAGCUCCUUGCUAGCAUGGAAAUACUUCGCCGGUUACAUCCAGCGGCCUUUGACGCAGCGGAGUCAAGUAGCAGUCAACGGAAGACACGUAAGCGGUGUGAUCGGAAGCAGAAGCGGGGAUGCCGAGCGGGGCUAACAACAAAGCUAAAGGCUAAUCCCCACAGAACGCCGCUUCCUUCCAUCCUGCUUUCAAACGUCCGCUCCCUGGAGAACAAACUGGACUACCUGAAGCUGGAUUUAAAUGCAAGACGCGAGAUGAGGGACUGCUGCGCCAUAUUUCUAACAGAAACGUGGCUGAAACCAUCCGUUCCGGACGAGGCAGUUAGCAUAGAGGGGCUAACUAUGUUUCGGUCGGACAGAAGCAAAUCUCUCACUGGUAAAUCCCGAGGUGGUGGUGUUUGCAUAUACGUCAAUAAUAACUGGUGCAAUAAUGGGAAGAUAGUAUCACGUCACUG
Messenger RNA from Nerophis lumbriciformis (worm pipefish), 3042 nucleotides. The record is from RefSeq and is a predicted model, not a curated record. Lineage: Eukaryota; Metazoa; Chordata; Actinopteri; Syngnathiformes; Syngnathidae.